GUCAUCUUCCCUACUUCACUACCCGCGACACAGCCUCCUGCUACCGCCGCCAGUGACCGCCCCCCAAAUUUUCUUCGUUUCUUGUCCUCCUCGAUAUUUCUUCAGCCUUCUUUUCCACAAGGGUCUCCGAACACCUCUUCUUUUCUUCUUCAGUUUCGAGAGUCACGUGCGGCGACCGGCCGCCGUCUCUUUUGAUCGGUUCUCCUUCUUCUUCUUCUUCAGAUAAUCGAAAAAGUUUAUCGUGUGGACAAAAUAUAACAGUCUUUUUGGUGAUACAAAACAAUUAAGAGGAAAUGGCAUCGCAACAAAAAGAAGAGGGAGAUCAGCAAAUGGGUGGUCUCCAAGCUGCUGGCUUUAAAGAAAUGGUAGAAGAACGAUAUAAGAAAAUCAAAGAACAUGCAGAAACUUACCCUUAUGUAUGGGCUUCUUAUAUUGUUGUAUAUGGUGGUUUUGGCCUCUGGAUGACCUAUAGAUGGAGAAAACUCCGCAAAACUGAAGAUCGGGUGAGAAUACUCCAAGAGAGACUGCGCAGACUGGUUGAAAAGGAAGAGUCGGCAAACUCUUUUAACUCAGUUGAAAAGACAACACCAUUUGCUGAUAAAUCCUUGAAGAAGUAGUUAGGUAAUUUACUAGUUGUGGUUCAUCUUCUCAUACCUGCUAAUUUAAGUUGGAAUUUGGAAAUGGUUUACCUCUUUGUCUUCCCAAAAUUCCCGGUGGAAUGAAUGAUAAUUUUCUUUUUGGUAAACUAUUCUACUGGUCUCAUUAAGUGUUGAUUACUUUUGCACUCUAUUUGUAAAAAAAUAUGAGCAGUGAAAAUUAGGCUUAAAAUCAA
Carica papaya (papaya) is the source of this 832-nucleotide messenger RNA. RefSeq lists its product as uncharacterized. The record is from RefSeq and is a predicted model, not a curated record. NCBI's taxonomy places the organism in Eukaryota, Viridiplantae, Streptophyta, Magnoliopsida, Brassicales, Caricaceae.